GACUUCUCGGUCGCUUUCGGCUUCCGGCCUGCCAGCCAUGGGGACCGCUCCGGGCAAUUUUCUUUCUCCGAUGUCACUCUAUCGCGAACCACCACGCUUCUGCCUCACGAUCGCUGUGAAUGAACACAUUCCUUAACAUGCUUCUGGAGAGGUCGCGGUGCAGGCGGUAGUGGAUUCCCUUUCGCAGUGUCACAUUCAGCGCCACUUCCUCGAACAAUCGCAUUGGCCUCCGAGCAGAUUCAUUCCCCACACAUGCUACGACACCGGAUCCUCUUCAUUGACGCAUACGAUUCGUUCUCAAACUCGAUAGUCGCACUACUUCAAGCCGAAUUACCGGUCACUGUUGAAAGCAUCAAGAUCGACGAUGCUCGCUUUGUCCUCAACGACGAAGCGUUCUUCGAUCAUCUAGAUGGCUUCGACGCAGUAGUCGCAGGUCCUGGUCCCGGUCAUCCUGCCAACGCCAAAGACGUUGGCUUGAUUGGGAAGCUAUGGUGUCUACCUGAGGAGCACCUGCUCCCCGUCUUGGGAAUAUGCCUUGGUUUCCAAAGCCUCUGCCUAGCAUCUGGCGCCAAGGUUGAGCGACUCAAGGAGCCCAGACAUGGCAUCAUGACUAUGGUAGGCCACUGCCACCAAGACAUAUAUGCUGACACCGGUCGAGUUGUUGCCACUCAGUAUCACUCUCUGCACGUCACGCUUGGACAGAAGAGUUCUGUGGACGAUUGGGGAUCGUCGAGCCAGUGGGAGAAGUCGGAGAAAUGCCCAGAACUCGUACCACUAUCUUGGACCUCGAUGAGUCUUCCAAAUGGGCCUACUCUGAUGGGUGUACGGCAUGAGCGUAAGCCAUUCUGGGGCGUUCAGUAUCAUCCCGAGUCCAUCUGCACCAAUAGCGAAGGCCAUAAAUUGAUGAAGAACUGGUGGGACAAGGCUUGCGAAUGGCGGAGUCAGAACCGCGCAGUAAGGCCAGUGCAACAACUUGUCACAGAACCUUCAACCAAAGUUUAUGACGAAAAGCCUCUGCAGUCUUCCCCAGCGGUGCAGUGGACUCAAAUGGACUUCGAACAGCUACCAAAUUUGGCCUUGAUAAUGGAGAUGCUGCAGGAACAAGGCGUUUGCGAACAACCAUUGUUGCUCGAGUCGGGCACUCGCAACGGCAAACCAGUGAAUGCGGAGACAGGACGCUUCAGUAUCAUUGGCCUUCCUUCAGCAUCUUCCAAGCAGUAUCGAUUUUCCACUCUUGAUCGCUACAUGGAAGUGGCUAGCAACGGAAAAGUGGAACAAAUACCGCUUCAACGCGUCACAGAUGCAUUUGCACGUAUCGAAGAUAUUAUGCUGUCAAACAAGACAACGAGCGGCCCUCCUAAAUCUCCGUUCUGGGGCGGACUGAUUGGCUUCAUUUCAUACGAGGCGGGCCUGCAGAGCAUAGACGUAUCAGCAGUCGGUGCCAACCGCACACAUCCUGAUCUCUGGUUUGUGAUGGCAGAGCGAAGCAUCGUUCUGGACCACGUCGAACAUGUGGCUUACUUGCAGACGGUUCGUACCUCCGAUGACGAAUGGCUGCGAGCUACUCAGUCUCUCAUUGUGCGACUCACCGAGAUACCAACCAGUAAUGGCCGGUCACGAGGAGAGAAGCUGGUAGCACAUUUGACAGACGGACCUGAAAAACAGGAGUACUGCCAAAAGGUAUUGGACUGCCAAGCAAACCUCAGAGCUGGCGAAUCCUACGAGCUGUGCUUGACCGAUCAAUCCACACUUCGCACUUCUGCCGAACCAUGGACCAUGUAUCGACAGCUCCGCGACCGCAACCCAGCUCCUUUCAGCACCUUCAUGCGUUUGCAACAGAACGAAGGACCUGGCAUAUCCAUUGUUGGCAGUAGUCCAGAGCGUUUCCUGUCAUGGUCUCGCAGCGGUAAAUGCCAGUUUCGGCCGAUCAAGGGAACAGUCAAGAAAACUCCUGACGUGACUCGCGCCAAAGCAGAAGAGCUUCUGGCUUCUCCGAAAGAGCGCGCUGAGAAUCUCAUGAUUGUCGAUCUGAUUCGCCAUGAUUUGGCAGGCGUGAAAGGCAUUGCUAAGGUGGAUGUUCCGAAGCUCAUGUCGGUUGAAGAGUAUCAGACCGUGUUCCAACUUGUAUCUGUGAUCGAGGGCACUGUCGAAGGAGGUUCUGGAAUCUCAGCUCUUGCUGCCUCGCUACCACCUGGCUCUAUGACUGGUGCUCCAAAGAAGCGAUCCUGCGAAUUGCUCUCUGAGAUUGAAGGCGGCAAGCCUCGAGGCCUGUACAGCGGUGUUCUCGGCUACUUUGAUGUCGGCGGUGGCGGUGACUUCUCGGUCGUAAUACGUACCGCCUUCAAAUGGGACGAUGAGGGUGAUGAUUGGCAUGUUGGUGCUGGAGGCGCGAUCACCGCGCUGAGUGACCCAGAGGCGGAAUGGGAGGAAAUGCUGACGAAGCGCGAAAGCGUUCUCACGGCGCUCCUGUGAUGUGUUUGUUGUUCUUUAUAGAAUUGUUCCUCCAUAGAUUUCACUAUACCCCGAAUUCAACUUCGUAAGCUACUUUCUGCCGUGUGACUUGUCAGAGACGGGUAUCCUUAUCCCUUCGCUGAAUGUUCCCUUUUCUCGCAGCCUUGAAGCUCUUCACCCAUUCAGCGCUGGCUCUGUUGCCCUCUAACUUGCACAAGAUGGCCAAUGCCACAGCGAAUUCUUCUGUGUGUCACCUCCGUCGUCAAGCGCGAAGGGGCUGUCUGCAGAAUGGCGUGGGUAUCUCACGCUGAUAGAGACAGCCUUCAGAGCCAACAGCUGGUAGUGUGCGACGCGCUUGUGGAUUUUCCUUCGCCGUCGUGUUUCGUCGAGCGCUGCGUGAUCCUAUUCUGGUGACCGAAACAGAGCGCUAGGCAGGGGAGGUCGGAUCCGGUAUGGCGUUUCUCUCAAAAUGAAGAGAGGCGGAAGUUCGUGCGCGGUCAAGCCAGUGGCGGCUCUGGAGUCGACUGGAUGUCGAACGCUCUGAGUUCGACGUGAGCGAGCAGUCGAAUCUUGGACUGCUGAGCGCGAAGAUGAGCUGGAGUUGGCUGCCUUUAGCCAUGAGCGUUAUCGCCUUCGCAGUGGUUGUCUCGUAUGUCCAUUGGACCAUUACCUCCCUGUGCGCUUCGAGAUCAAGCAGAGCCGAAGAUCGACGCCAAGUUCUGUUUGGUAAUCUGCUGCUGAAUGAGCCGAGCGCUGUGAAGAGUGCUGUGAAGAGCGCGGUGGAUGCGCUCGAGCGCAACGUGGGUCUGCGAUCGUCAUGCCAUCGUAGGCUUGGACAUUGAGGCGAUUCCCCUGUGUGUACUGACGUCGAAGUCGUAGAGCGCGCCCGAAUAAGGUAGCCGGCUCAUGUAGAGUGCUCGUGCUGUGAGUAUUCUCCGCGGGUAACGCACUGUCGGAGUCGUUGUGGCAUCAAAGGUGAAAGCUGCGGAGACCGAGAGGCUCGUCGCUGCUCGCUCGGUCAUAUCGUCCGCUAAGCUGCUCGAACAGCGAACGUCCAGUGUUCGAAUGCUCUCUACACGCCCACAACCUCGCGCAGCUAUGCUCAGCUAGAUAGGAGGUGCAUCUCAUGGUUCUUCCAGACUUUUCCAGCGGGUGGAAAGUAUUCUGCGGGUGUUGUUGCGUGUGGUGCUGCCUUCGAGGCAAAAUUGUUCGGCGUUUAAGCACUUCGUGGCCGCGAAUCCACGUCCAGCCAAGCUGAAUAGAAGUCGCUAAAACAUGCAAAAUUCCACCACAACAUCAAUACAAGGUAUCAAGUGCCGAUGCGCAUGUGCUGAAGAUGCCAUCAGCUUGGCGAUGCUUUUCCUUCAAUGCGAAAUGUUCCAUCGGUGUUGUGGAGAUUGCAAUCGAUGUCGAGGCAAAAGUAUUGCUGUUCAGCCGUGCCCUGAAUUGGCUGGUCCCCUCUGCCAAACUGCCUCUGUACUUGCCGUUGGUGCCAAGCGAGUAGACAAAAAGUAACGAUCCUUCGCAUUGGCCCGUCUCUUGUGUGGUGGACGCACAGAGAAGAUGGGACAGGAGGAGAAAAAAAAUCAGAGCACCGUAGAGCUAAGCUCUCGGACACAAGCCACCGUUUCGAACCGAUGACUUGCGGAUGGAUGAUCGAUCUGUGACCGAGUUAGUCCCGCACUGGGCGAAUGUUAUGCUGUACAUGGACGUCACGUUAGCGGCGGCGAAAUUCCCCCUCUUGCUACUCUACCACUAGGCCAAAUCCUCUCAGCCGAGAGUGAGAGGUACCAUGUCGUAUGGCGACCUGGUGGUAGAGCACAGUAAGCAGAAAAUCUUAGCAAAUAUAUCCUUUCAUCAGCCAGUUUCCCUCCCAUGGUAGCAACUCGCCACAACCGCAACACCACAACAAGAU
Cercospora beticola is the source of this 4366-nucleotide messenger RNA. RefSeq names its product 4-amino-4-deoxychorismate synthase (gene ABZ1). Gene Ontology annotation, molecular function: aminodeoxychorismate synthase activity. Gene Ontology annotation, biological process: 4-aminobenzoate biosynthetic process. The record is from RefSeq and is a predicted model, not a curated record. Lineage: Eukaryota; Fungi; Ascomycota; Dothideomycetes; Mycosphaerellales; Mycosphaerellaceae. Gene Ontology annotation, cellular component: cytoplasm.